Messenger RNA from Ceratina calcarata, 743 nucleotides. RefSeq lists its product as uncharacterized. The transcript is spliced from 2 exons. Lineage: Eukaryota; Metazoa; Arthropoda; Insecta; Hymenoptera; Apidae. The record is from RefSeq and is a predicted model, not a curated record. The coding region runs from base 24 to 620 and encodes 198 amino acids.
AAUCGACCAAAGAAAGGCCAAAAAUGGACUGGUUUUCAAUUUUUUUCCUUGACAUUUCAUUCGUGAUCUCCCCCCUACGCCCCCCGUUACAUGCGACAAAUAAUUAUGGCACUCCGGGCGAGAAGAUGAUAUGCGACGGAGAUACGUGUCCCGGGAAGUACGUGGAUGAGAAAAUUUACGAAUACGACGUUUACGACAUCGACGAGGAUGAAUUCAUAAAAGAUCUACGUCACAAGAAGUGCAAAAUAAUUCAGUUAGUUCGCCGACAAAUCCAAAAUCUUCACGAUGCUCAAUACAACUUACCCACACAGACGGACGAAUGGCAGAGCGUGUACGCGCAUCCGGAACAACUGCACUUGACCGGGGACACGAUCGAAGCAUCGCUCCCGUUGCGGCGUGAUCUACAUCCGAGGAAUACGAUGUACACCGGACAGGAAUGGUGUGUUCAUGCGUUGAGAAGAAUUCGAAAGAGAAUUUACAUAGUAGUAGCGGUCACCGGGGUCAUCGCGCUGUUAGCAUCCCUCUACGGCAUUUAUUUCCGCGCGUAUCUCUGCACCACUGGUGGUAAAUCGUGCCUCACGUCUGUUCGAUACACCCAUGCGAAGCACGCAUUGUUUUAAACACGACGGGCAGCGGAACUCAAAAGAGAAACAAAAACGAAUCCCUGCGACUGAGUAUGGACGAUCGAGAAUGAGUAAGGCCGUCUAAGACUUGACACAAAAUAUAUUAAACUUGGAAUAAUA